Molecule: messenger RNA, 1495 nt
Organism: Bactrocera tryoni
Lineage: Eukaryota; Metazoa; Arthropoda; Insecta; Diptera; Tephritidae
Exons: 6
Coding region: 110-1495 (461 amino acids)
Source: RefSeq, a predicted model, not a curated record
UUUUUUUGGUUACACUUGCCACUGGCUGACCAAAGUUUUUCAAAGACAAUCAGUGGCAUUGGCUUGUAGGAGGUUCAAGGGUGCUCAUACGGCAGACAAAGUUGGGCAGAUGAUCGCGGAACUUAACAAUUUCUUUGACCUUGAUAACAAAAACAUUGUUAUGACCAUUACCGACAAUGGGUCAAAUUUUAUUAAAGCUUUUAAAGACCAUGGAGUUGACAAUUUCCACCAGGAAGAAGACGCCAGCGAUGACGAACUGCCUUUCCGCGAAAAUGAGUUUUUAUUGCCAAAACACCAUCGAUGCUCUAGCCAUACGCUGAAUUUGCGUGCAACGAACGAUUUUUUGAAAAUUUUGAAAGCAGAUCUGGCUGUUUACGAAAAACACAGAAUGAUUUUUGAAAAAUGUAAUAGCCUUUGGAAGAAGAGCAACUGGCCAAAGUCAUCAGAAGUUAUUGUCGCUUAUUUAGGAUCAAACUUGGUUGUGCCCGUUGUGACAAGGUGGAACUCUUUGUAUGAUGCCGUUACAAAAAUAAUACAUCAUAAGAUUAGGCUUAAUAUUUUGUGCGAACAAUUAAGUUUGGCACCUUUUUCAUUAAGUGACGUUCAAUAUUUGGAGUCAUACAAGUUGCUGAUGACUCCGAUUGCACAGGCGUUAGACUUUCUUCAGGGGGAACAAAAUGUGAAAUUUGGACUCCUUUUACCUGUACUCAUUACAUUAAGCAACAAAUUGCAAAAGCUGAGUAAAAAGGAAUUUCACCUAAGCUCAGUCGCUGCAAAAAUUAAUCUGGCCCUGUGGAGCCGAUUUGAAAUUUUUUUUAGUUUAUCCCCUGAAGCAAAUAUUGCAAUCACAGCUGCUGUAUUGACUCCAGAAGUUAAAAUUAAGUGGCUGCCUGUUCUGGAAAGAUCCACAACUGGCAUAAACAAGGAAACAGUAUACAGAAGGGUAAUUCAAGAAAUAUGUAGAUUCACGGAAUCAUCAAAUCUCGCUAUUCAAAAUAAUUUCAAAAGUAAUGAUUUGAAACACAGUUCGAGCUUUUUCGAUUUUGAUGAUGAUGAUGACGAUAGAGCAAAGGAAACCAAUAAUAUGGAAACAGACCAAGUUGAUGUAGAACGCGUGGUUUCCGAUCAAUUUUACGCAGAUCAAGGUGGACGUAGACAUGCCUACCAUCCCAACACCAUCUGUUCGGUCGGCAAUCAACGUGGCACGUUCUGGGCAUAUUCCUACGCCCCGCCUAACCACUGCUACUGCAUCGACUACCGCUUCUGGCAGUGGCUCACGAGCAACCCCAUCAACGCCAUCCGUCUAAGCCGAGCCGCGUCACAUCCGAUGCCCGCUAUGUCGCCGGAAACGCGACGUGAAGAAUUAUUUAUCGAAAUCGGGGUCUCGACUAUGGAGAGGCUAGGAAACAGUCCGGAUUUGAAUCCUAUUAAGAACCUUUGGUUUAUAAUGAAGGCUCAGUACACAAAGCAAGAAGCAAUUAAUACAACGGAAUAA